Molecule: messenger RNA, 392 nt
Organism: Terrapene triunguis (Three-toed box turtle)
Lineage: Eukaryota; Metazoa; Chordata; Testudines; Emydidae
Product: semaphorin-6C-like
Exons: 3
Coding region: 156-392 (78 amino acids)
Source: RefSeq, a predicted model, not a curated record
CCUCAGAGUCGCCCAAGUGCCUGGCCAGCCCCGGCCGUGCACAGCUGCCCCACGGACCCUGGAAACUAAGGUCCUGCCGAUGGGCGAGCGAGCGAUGGUCCAGUCGUAAGGCCCAGCCGGUUCCGCUCUGCUCUCCGGCUGGGAAGGCCACGAGGAUGCCCCCCUCCUGCCCUGCUGCGGCCGCUCUGCUCCUCCUGCUGGGCCGAUGCCUGCUGCCGUCCGCGCUCUCCUUCCCCAAGGACCUCGCUCCCCUCAGCACCGUGGGCCUGCCGACGACGUCCCCGUACCCCUGCUUCCGAGGCCUCGCCGGCGACAAUGACACGGCCCAGCUCGGCCUGGACUUCCAGAGGAUGCUGCGGCUCAACCAGACGCUCUUCAUCGCCGCGCGGUGA